Molecule: messenger RNA, 1970 nt
Organism: Gordionus sp. m RMFG-2023
Lineage: Eukaryota; Metazoa; Nematomorpha; Gordioida; Chordodea; Parachordodidae
Exons: 16
Coding region: 120-1970 (616 amino acids)
Source: RefSeq, a predicted model, not a curated record
UUUAUAAACGAGGUAAUAAUGUUAAUUUACCUAUACGAAUUUCUUUCCUUGAAUGAAACUUAAUACUUAUAUUUUAAAAUAAAUUUACUAAUUUUUUAAAAAAAUAUAUAAAAUUUUAAAUGGCGAAAAGAUUAUUAGAAAUUCUGAUCUUAUUCAUAUUUGUGACAGGAAGAAGCUCUCAAAAUAGUAAUUACUGGGGAACAUACAUAGGAGAAUUAACCGGCCUAGACCACGAUGUAUAUGGUUCCCUCUAUAUAGGUGAUAAGAAUUCGCUAAUCAUCAAGGAUUUUAAUUUUAAUGGAAAAGCUGCAGCAUUCUUUAAUGUUGGAAUCACCAGCGGAGACCCUAGCAACCAAGGAUAUCGAAUAGCAGAUGAAACAGGAAAAUUUACCGCUUUACGAAAAUACGUAGAUAAAGACAUUGUGCUAAAUCUUCCUAAAAUUCUAUCUGUUCAAGACUUGAAGUGGAUUGCUGUAUGGUCCGAGAUCGAAUUAAAAAGCUAUGGCCAAAUUAUAUUCAAAGAUAAUGCUUUAAAAUCAUUGAAAAUUCCUGCUAUUAAAUCCUUAGGACCUCUCCAGGGACACUCGCAUGAUAUAAGUGCCAAAGAAGUCAUACUUUUGACUGAACGUACACUCAACAUAAAGCAUUUAAUUUACGAUGGCACUGCUCCAGAGUUGUAUUACUAUGCUGGAAAUACCACAAAAAUAACUCACGAGGGAGCGACACAAGUUCAUGAUCAUAGAGGGAGUUACGGAACUUUACUAAAGGCAAAUGGCGAAGAUUUUCUUAUAACUUUGCCAGACAAUUUAACAUGGAUGGAUUUUAGAUGGUUCAGUCUAUAUUGUAUAGCUUUCACAGUUGAUUUAGGUUCAGUUAGAAUUCCAACUUCUGAGGAUUUGUAUUUACCACCUUACAACGCAUAUAAGCUCAGGCAAGUAUUGUUGAAUGAACCCAAAGAAGGAUUGGAUGUAUUUAACACCAAAAUUAAAAAAUUUGAAUUUAAUAUAAAUCGAAUACGUUCCGAUGAUGCUUAUUCAUUUCUUAAAAAUAAGUUUAUUAAAUUUUUUUUCAAAAAAUUUUUUUUAAUGAUGGCUAAAAAACUAAUAGAAAUUCUGACCUUCUUAUUCGUAUUUGUAGCAGGUAGUAACUCUCAAAAUAGUAAUUAUUGGGGAACAUACAUAGGAGAAUUAACUGGCCUAGACCACGAUAUACAUGGUUCCAUUUAUAUAGCUGACAAGAAUACGCUCAUUAUCAAGGAUUUUAAUCAUGACGGAAAAGCUGCAGCUUUCUUCAAUGUUGGGAUCAUCAGCGGAUACCCUAAUAACCACGGAUAUCGGUUGGCAGAUGAAAGAGAAAGAUUUACCACUCUACGACAAUACAUAAACGAAGAUAUUGUGCUAAAUCUUCCUACGUUUCUAUCUCUUCAAGACUUGAAGUGGUUUGCUAUAUGGUCUGAAAUCGAAUUAAAAAGCUUCGGCCAAAUUAUAUUUAAAGAUGAUGUCUUAAAAUCACUGAAAAUCCCUGCAAUCAAAUCUUUAGGACCUAUCAAGGGAAUCGCACAUGAUAUAAGUGUUAAAGAAGUCACACUUAUGACCGAACGCACACUCUAUUUGAAGGAUUUCAUUUACGAUGGCAAGGCCCCAGAUUUGUUUUACUACGCUGGAAAUACGACGAAAAUAACUAAUGAGGGAAAUACACAGGUCCCUGAUCAUAGAGGGAGUUACGAAGGUUUACGAAAAGCUAACAGAGAAGAUUUUCUUAUAACAUUACCGGAAAAUUUAACGUGGAUGGAUUUUAGAUGGUUUAGCCUUUAUUGCUUAUCUUUCGUUGUUGAUUUGGGUUCAGUUAAAAUUCCAAAGGAGUUGUAUUUACCGCCUUACAACGCUUAUAAACUUAGGCAAGGAUCUCUAAAUGCCCACCAAGAAGAAUUGGAUUUAUUCAACACUAAAAUUGAAAAUUUUGACUUUUGA